AUGUCGUCCACGGAUUACAACUAUGAUGAACAGGGUCAAUUCUUUCCCUUCUUUAUUCUGACUCUGGCCGGUCUUGUCACCUUUCCUCUCACAUACAACCUCCUCAAACCAAGCAAAGAGCUUGAAAACACUGCGCCUCGAAUAAAAUCAGACUUCAAGCCCGACGAUGAGGACCUCAUCGACGCGCAGAAGCGAAAGCGUCUGCGUAGAGAGCGCCGCAUCAAGCGCAUCGCCACUGUCGUGAUCGGCUAUGCGGUCAUGGCCUGGAUGAUCUAUCUGAUCAUCGUAACGGCAAGAACGGCACCGAAGAUCUGGGAUCCAUAUGAGAUUUUGGGUAUUUCAAGGAGUGCUGAUGAAAAAGCCAUCUCAAAACACUAUAAGCGUCUGUCCCUGAUCUACCACCCGGAUAAAAUCCGCCCCGACCCAGCGAAGAAUGAGACGAUUGAGAUGCUCAACGAUCGCUUCGUGGAGCUGACCAAGGCUUACAAGGCACUGACCGAUGAGGAGAUCCGCAACAACUAUAUCCAGUACGGCCACCCAGAUGGAAAGCAGAGCUUCAGCAUCGGAAUUGCUCUUCCCAAGUUCAUCGUCUCUGAAGGCAAUGGAAAGUACGUUUUGCUGGUUUAUGGAGGCUUGCUUGGCGUCCUGUUGCCCUACAUCGUCGGAAAAUGGUGGUAUGGUACGCAACGCUAUACGAAAGAGAGAGUCCUGGUCGCUAGCGCCGGCAACAUCUUCCGGGAGUACCGCGAAGAUCUUGCCGUUGGUGGGAUUGUCAGCGCUCUCUCGUCCGGUGAAGAGUUCAAGCAGAUACUGGCCGGAAUCAAGGCUGAAUCAGGGCUUGCCAAGGUAGAGAAACGGAUUCUUACCGAAGACGCCACAUUUUUGUCUCCCCUGGAUCGUGAAACCCUGAAGCAGCUGGACGAUUCGUCCCGGAGAAAAGCGCUGGCAUUGCUUUGGGCCUAUCUGGGGCGGGUCGACCUGAAUGACAAGACUUUGAAUGGCGAAAAAUACGAAGCUGCUCCCAUUGCUCUAUCACUCAACGAAUCGUUCACUGCUAUCGCUCUUGCCUUUGGAAACCUGCGUCCUAUCCUAGGAGCUUUCCGUACUUCGCAACACCUCAUCCAAGCCGUUUCGCCCGCCGGUUCCCCUCUUCUGCAACUGCCUUACUUCACGCCUAAGAUAGUGGAAGCCAUCGAGGGCGAAAAUGCCAAGUCUCACUUCACUGUACAACGGUUUAUGACAAUGCCCGAGUCGCAGCGGCGUAGUCUCACGGUCGGUGCGGGCUUGCUGACCGACAAGCAGUACGCCACCGCGGUCUCCGUUGCGCAACAGCUUCCCAACCUCGAAGUAUGCAAGGCGUUUUUCAAGGUCAUGGGCGAGAAGGUCAUCACGCCCAGCAGUCUGGUACAGCUGGUGGUGAAGGCUCGGUUCAUCCCCCCCGGGUCAACGAAUGUUCCUGCAGUCAACGAGCUUGAGCUGGAAGAUAUCGAUCCGGACGAGGACGACCUUGACGCGCUGAUGGGCCGCAAGUCAGCCAAGAACAGAAGGGUCAAGCUGGCCGACGGGCAGACGGUAGAGGAGAAGAUCGAGACCAUCCAACCGCCUCUCGCCCACGCCCCGUACCUGGCUCGCGACCACUCCCCGCGCUGGCACAUCUUCCUCGCCGACGCCAAACAGGGCAAGAUGGCCGUACCCCCCUUCACUUUCACCACCUUCGACAAGCCCUUGUUCGACAGCGAGGGCCGCCCGACCUUCAACGUGCAGACGCUCAAGAUGCAGUUCCAGGCGCCGCCCCAGGUUGGCGACUUCACCUUUGUCAUGAACAUGCUCUGCGACAGCUAUCUAGGCCUAGACACCAAGCUGGACAUCACCCUUCAUGUCGACGACCCGGCCAAAGCCGCCGCCCUCAAAGAAGAGGAUGACAUCAGCGAGCCAGACGAGGGUAAUUUUUUCCCCUUCCUUUUCCCCCUUAUGAAGUAUAAGCUGACCGUUCUAGAUUCCAUCGCUGGCCAAAUGCAAGCUCUUAAAACGGGCCAGCCGCCGCCGCGCAAGACGCGCCCCACGCACGACUCGAGCGAGGAUGAGAGCGACACGGACGGCGACGCGGGGGAUACCAGUGAUACCAACACGGAGACGGAUAUUGAUGAUUAA
Messenger RNA from Penicilliopsis zonata CBS 506.65, 2151 nucleotides. RefSeq lists its product as hypothetical. The coding region runs from base 1 to 2151 and encodes 716 amino acids. Gene Ontology annotation, molecular function: RNA binding; transmembrane protein transporter activity. Gene Ontology annotation, cellular component: Sec62/Sec63 complex. NCBI's taxonomy places the organism in Eukaryota, Fungi, Ascomycota, Eurotiomycetes, Eurotiales, Aspergillaceae. The record is from RefSeq and is a predicted model, not a curated record. Gene Ontology annotation, biological process: SRP-dependent cotranslational protein targeting to membrane; post-translational protein targeting to endoplasmic reticulum membrane. The transcript is spliced from 5 exons.